Populus euphratica (Euphrates poplar) is the source of this 1110-nucleotide messenger RNA. RefSeq names its product cationic peroxidase 1-like. Gene Ontology annotation, biological process: hydrogen peroxide catabolic process; response to oxidative stress. The record is from RefSeq and is a predicted model, not a curated record. Gene Ontology annotation, molecular function: peroxidase activity; heme binding. Bases 54 to 1004 code for a protein of 316 amino acids. NCBI's taxonomy places the organism in Eukaryota, Viridiplantae, Streptophyta, Magnoliopsida, Malpighiales, Salicaceae. The transcript has 4 exons.
AGAUAUAUCACAAGUUCAGCUAUAUCCCUCUGUGUCUUUACAGUUUGGAUUAUAUGGCUCACUCAAAAAUUUUCUUCGGGUUAUGUUUCUCUAUGCUAUUGCUUGGAUUAGUCCGUGCACAGUUAUCAACCAAUUUCUAUGCAACAACAUGCCCUAAAGCCCUCUCUACCAUCAGAACUGCUGUACUAAAAGCAGUUGUCAAGGAGCAUCGCAUGGGAGCCUCCUUGCUCCGUCUCCAUUUCCAUGACUGCUUCGUUAAUGGAUGUGACGCAUCAGUCCUAUUAGAUGACACUUCAAGUUUUACUGGAGAAAAGACUGCAGGCCCAAAUGCAAAUUCUUUGAGAGGUUAUGAUGUGAUUGAUACCAUAAAGUCUCAAUUGGAGUCAAUUUGCCCUGGAGUUGUUUCUUGUGCUGAUAUUCUGGCUGUUGCUGCUCGAGAUUCAGUUGUUGCAUUGAGUGGACCAUCAUGGACAGUUCAAUUGGGGAGAAGAGAUUCGACCACAGCAAGUUUGAGUGCUGCUAAUUCCGAUCUUCCAUCUCCACUCAUGGAUCUGAGUGACCUUAUUACUUCCUUCUCAAAUAAAGGGUUCACUGCCAAAGAAAUGGUUGCUCUCUCAGGAUCUCACACAAUAGGGCAAGCCAGGUGCCUGAUGUUUCGAAACCGUGUCUACAAUGAGACCAGCCUAGAUUCAACCUUGGCAACAUCAUUAAAAUCAAAUUGUCCAGACACAGGCAGUGAUGACAGCCUUUCUUCACUGGAUGCUACUACUCCUGUCACAUUUGAUAACUCUUAUUUCAAGAACCUGGUAAACAACAAGGGACUUUUGCACUCUGAUCAACAGCUUUUCAGUGGAGGCACUACGGACUCGCAGGUCAAGACAUACAGCAUCAAUUAUGCUACAUUCUAUGCUGAUUUUGCUAGUGCCAUGGUAAAGAUGGGUAGCAUUAGCCCCCUAACAGGAAGCGAUGGACAGAUUCGUACCAACUGCGCCAAAGUAAACUGAACCUCACAGUUAAUUAAGUAAUGUUAGCCAUUAGUAAGGCUUUGGCUAAUUCUCUUCAAUUGUCAAUUUAAAAAAUAAAUGUUGUUAUUUGGUGUAGACUGUGUUU